AUGAGCCAAGAAGCACCGCAGGAAAACGCAACCCCAACCACACCACGGGAAAGAAAAGCCUCCCGCUUCACCAGAGUAUUCGUCCCUGCAAACUUCAAAAGAGGCAGGUGGAACUGCACAGAUUUCCAUGAAUUAUCAUCAACCCCGUUCGAAAUUCGCGAAAAUGUGCUGGCCCUAGAGGCCAUGCCAGACCUCUGGAACCCCACCCCGAUUCCCGAGAAAGUGGAGUCUAUUCUGGAACAAGCCAGUAUUACCGGACCGUCCGGCCAGCCCUUGGGCUCCACCUGUUCGUCGAAUGCGCUUGACCGUUCAAAUAGCAGCGGAAAACCGACUGGCACCUCUUCUACAUUAACUAUCAUUUCAAAUAUUCCUGUGGAACCUAUUGAUGAUGACGAUGACGAUGAUGAGGAGGAGCUCGAGCUCCCUGCCCACGUCAUCAUCCGGAAAAGUUUUAUUAGAACAGAUAGCGGGUCCCAACCUCCAUCCCAAACUUCGAGUCCUGUUCCAUUUGAAAUUCCCGCCGUCAAACGACUAUCCUUGCGCCAAAAUUCUAUCCCAACCCCAACACUAACUAUUAUUUCGAACACUAUUCAUGAAUCAACUGAUGAGCAGGAGGAAGAGUUGGAAGUUGAGCCUGAGAAUAUUGUAACAUCGGACCGUGCGGUUGAACCGGAGAGGUCAAUUUCUAACUUGAAUCCGGAGCCGUCACUCGCUACAACGGUAGCUACGGAGGAACCAGUUACUGUGGAGCAAGAGAACCCAAAAAUAGGUGGCCUGGUAUCAAGCCGGAUUCGCCAAUUCUCGGCGCCUGUGGAGGAAUCGCUACCGAUGUAUGGAAUUCGUCGAAAGAGAUAUGAAUCAUAUUCUGUUUCACAACUAUCGGAACAAACACAGGUAGCAGUUCCUAGCCCAAAUUCAGAACAAGUUGAAGCACCCGCGGCGCAGAGCUCCACUAGCAAAGAGCCAACUAUUCCUGUUAAAUCUGAUCCACGUCCUACCGUACCCCCAAAGCCUGCAUCCUUGAAAAGCCCUACACCAUCAAAGAACGUCGAAGAAGAAAGUUGCAUUUCGCAAACGCCUAAUGACCCUACUCCACCCCCCGAGCAGCUGCCAGAAUCUACAAACGAAUCGGCGGAUGAACCAUUAAAUCAACACGUGCGGGAAGCUAUCGAUCUCGUCAAGCAUCAUGUCGAUUAUAUUGUUACUCAACAAAUCACCGGAUACAAGAAGACUAUUAAGGAACUGAAGGAGAAGGAGCAGCGGCUGGAGGCGGAAAAUGCAUUCUUCAGGACCUUUGUUCCGGAUUACAUUCUUGAAGAUGUGGCUGGGUGGAUGGCGCGUGGGGUUCCCCCUUCU
This is a messenger RNA of Mesorhabditis spiculigera, 1356 nucleotides long. NCBI's taxonomy places the organism in Eukaryota, Metazoa, Nematoda, Chromadorea, Rhabditida, Rhabditidae. The record is from the annotation of a GenBank genome assembly.